This is a messenger RNA of Sesamum indicum (sesame), 2360 nucleotides long. RefSeq names its product nine-cis-epoxycarotenoid dioxygenase 3 (gene NCED3). NCBI's taxonomy places the organism in Eukaryota, Viridiplantae, Streptophyta, Magnoliopsida, Lamiales, Pedaliaceae. Gene Ontology annotation, molecular function: carotenoid dioxygenase activity. Gene Ontology annotation, cellular component: chloroplast stroma. The record is from RefSeq and is a predicted model, not a curated record. Gene Ontology annotation, biological process: carotene catabolic process.
UCUCUCUCAUCAAACUCAACCAAAUUCUCUCUCUCUCUCUCCCCCCCUUACUCUAUUCCUACGAAGCUGCAACACUCUUAAGAUUUACACACACAAGACACACUCGGGCAGAAUACAGUUUACAGUGCCAAAAUAGGUAGCCAUGGCCACUUCUUCUACUUGUACUACGAGUUCUUGGAUUAAGCCUAAAGUAGGUGAGUUGGGGUCUUGUACAAACCUGUCGUUCGUGCAGUCCCACAGGACUCCACGCGCACACAGCCGCAAAACUGAUGUUAAAUGCUCUCUCCAGACUCCUACGCUCCAUUUCCCCAAGCAGUCGCCGCCUACCACCUAUCAAACACCUUCUCCCACCAAGAUUGUCGUCAAUCCGCAGCCCACCGUCAGGAAGGGUGAUGCUGCUUCUCCGUCGAAGCCAAAAUGGAAUAUGAUUCAGAAAGCGGCUGCAAUGGCCUUGGACGCUGUGGAGAAUGCAUUGACAGACCACGAGCUCCGCCACCCUUUGCCGAAGACAGCCGAUCCUGAAGUUCAAAUCGCCGGAAACUUCUCGCCGGUGCCGGAACAACCCGUCAGGCACAGGCUUCCGGUCGUCGGGAAGAUACCGGAGUCUAUCCAGGGGGUGUACGUUAGGAACGGCGCCAACCCACUGUUCGAGCCGCAGGCGGGGCACCACUUCUUCGACGGCGACGGCAUGAUUCACGCCGUGAAAUUCGAGAACGGCUCUGCGAGCUAUGCCUGUCGGUUUACGGAGACGCAGAGGUUGGUUCAGGAGCGGGCUUUGGGCCGGCCGAUUUUUCCCAAAGCCAUUGGCGAGCUACAUGGGCAUUCGGGCAUAGCGAGAUUGCUGCUCUUCUAUGCUCGUGGGCUGUUCAAUCUGGUUGAUCACGGCCAAGGCACCGGCGUAGCGAACGCCGGAUUAGUGUACUUCAACAACCGGUUGUUGGCUAUGUCCGAAGAUGAUUUGCCUUAUCAUGUCCGCUUGACUCCCAAUGGUGACCUGAAAACGGUGGAGAGGUACAAUUUCAACGGCCAGUUGAACUCCACCAUGAUCGCCCACCCCAAGGUCGACCCUGUUUCCGGCGAACUCUUUGCUCUGAGCUACGACGUGAUCCGUAAGCCUUACUUGAAGUAUUUCAGGUUUUCAAGAAACGGGGAGAAAUCAGAGGAUGUCGAAAUCCCUGUUUCUGAACCAACAAUGAUGCAUGAUUUCGCCAUUACUGAGAAGUUCGUGAUCGUGCCAGAUCAACAGGUGGUCUUCAAGAUGUCGGAGAUGAUCCGGGGCGGUUCUCCGGUGGUCUACGAAAAGGAUAAGGUAUCAAGAUUCGGUGUACUAGACAAGUACGCUAAGGAUUCCUCCGGGAUUAAAUGGGUUCAAGUCCCUGAUUGCUUCUGCUUCCACCUCUGGAAUGCGUGGGAAGAGCCGGAAACUGACGAAAUCGUCGUGAUCGGUUCCUGUAUGACACCGCCCGACUCAAUUUUCAACGAAUGCGAUGAAGGAUUAAAGAGUGUUUUAUCCGAAAUUCGGCUGAAUCUAAAAACCGGCAAGUCCACGAGGAGGCCCAUCAUGUCCGAAGAGGAUCAGGUCAAUUUAGAGGCAGGAAUGGUGAACAGAAACAGGCUUGGAAGAAAAACCCGGUACGCCUAUCUCGCCAUUGCAGAGCCAUGGCCUAAAGUCUCUGGAUUUGCUAAAGUGGACCUCUUCACAGGCGAAGUCAAGAAAUUCAUCUACGGCGACGAAAAGUACGGCGGAGAACCUCUGUUUCUCCCCAGAGAUCCCAACUCUGAAGCUGAAGACGACGGCUACAUUCUGGCCUUCGUGCACGACGAAAAGGCCUGGAAAUCAGAGCUGCAAAUCGUCAAUGCCAAGACUAUGAAGCUGGAAGCCUCUGUCAAGCUCCCAUCAAGAGUUCCAUAUGGUUUCCAUGGCACAUUCAUAAGCGCCAAGGACUUGGCAAACCAAGCCUGAUCUGUAUUAGAAUGAUCGUUUUCGACUUUCAACGGUGGAGAAUUACCAGAGGGAUGGUUAGAUUAUACAUCCCCGGAGUCUCUCUGCUGUUUGAUUAUUAUUAUUAUUAUUAUUUUCCGUCUUCUUUUUUGAUAUUUAAAUGUGGGAGGUUUUAGGGGGAGCAGCUUGUAGCUUUGGGAUGUAGGUAGAAAUGGAAGCUCAGCUGGUUUCUCCUUAUUCUUUCACAUACUGUGUGAAAUCAGAUACAUGGUAGAAUAUACAGUUAGAAGACAGCAGUUUUGUACUCAUAUUGUAUGCUUUAAGUAUAGAACUCUGUUUUCUUGUACAUUAAUGAAUCUUCUCCCUCAUAUUUCAUGUCAGAUCGUAUACACGAUAGUAUCAACAUUUCAUUCGGUCA